CCUCUCUACGUCACAUGACGCAGCCCAUCAUGGCGCCGGGAGGGCAGCUGCCCGGGCCCGCGGUUCCGCAGGGUGGCCGCUGUAGCUACUGUUAAGAGGCAGCGGCAGCACAGCGCAGGCAGGCGGGAAGGAUGAUGUUUCUGCAGCCGGAGCGGCGGGUGCGGAACAGGAGCCGGGUUGAGUUUGGGCCGAAGCAACGUUUGCUCAGGAGCAGCCCGCGCGGGUGCCGCUGAGGCAGUACAUACUAGUGGACUGACGGACCCAAGGAAGGCGACCCGAGAACCGUCUCCGGGGGACUGUGCCGUGGACGAGAUGCCGGGACCGCCCGCAUUGCUGCUGCUGCUGCUUUUGCGCCUGGUCGUCGGUUAUGCCGGGGCCGCGCCACUUCCGCAAACAGGUGCAGGGGAGGCGCCUGAUGCAGAAGUUCCCUCAAUGUUUGUGAUCCUGUCUGUGUGCAGUUUAAUGAUAUUAAUAGUGUUAAUUGCAAAUUGUGUUUCCUGCUGUAAGGACCCAGAAAUAGAUUUUAAGGAAUUUGAAGAUAAUUUUGAUGAUGAGAUAGAUUUCACACCACCAGCAGAAGACACCCCAUCUGUCCAGUCCCCAGCAGAAGUCUUUACACUUUCAGUACCAAAUAUCUCGCUCCCAGCUCCAUCACAGUUCCAGCCUUCUGUGGAAGGUUUAAAGUCUCAAGUUACCCGCCACAGUCUAAACUAUAUACAGGAAAUUGGAAAUGGCUGGUUUGGAAAGGUCCUUCUUGGAGAGAUUUAUACAGGCACAAGUGUGGCAAGAGUAAUAGUGAAGGAGUUAAAAGCAAGUGCAAGCCCAAAGGAACAAGAUACUUUUUUGAAAAAUGGUGAACCUUACUAUAUUCUUCAGCAUCCAAAUAUUCUCCAGUGUGUUGGACAGUGUGUAGAAGCAAUUCCCUAUCUUCUGGUGUUUGAAUUCUGUGACUUGGGCGACCUGAAGGCUUACCUGCGCAAUGAGCAAGAGCACAUGCGGGGCGACUCGCAGACCAUGCUGCUGCAAAGGAUGGCGUGUGAGAUUGCUGCAGGGCUGGCCGCCAUGCAUAAGCUCCACUUCCUGCACAGUGAUUUGGCCCUGCGGAAUUGUUUCCUUACCUCUGACUUAAAUGUGAAAGUGGGAGAUUACGGAAUCGGAUUCAGCAGGUACAAGGAAGAUUAUAUCGAGUCAGAUGAUAAAAAAAUUUUCCCUCUGCGAUGGACUGCACCAGAAUUAGUAACCAGCUUCCAGGACAGACUACUGACUGCAGAGCAAACUAAAUACAGUAAUAUCUGGUCUCUGGGUGUGACACUUUGGGAGCUUUUCAAUAAUGCUGCUCAGCCCUAUGCAAACCUGUCCGACCUCAAUGUCCUCAAUCAAGUCAUCAGGGAGAGAGACACAAAGCUCCCGAAGCCCCAGCUGGAGCAACCCUAUUCCGAUAGAUGGUAUGAAGUUUUACAGUUCUGUUGGCUGUCACCAGACAAGCGGCCAGCAGCCGAGGACGUGCACAGACUGCUGACUUACCUACGGAUGCAGAGCCAGCGGGACCCAGAAGUUGACUUUGAGCAACAGUGGAAUGCUCUCAAGCCAAACACCAACAGCAGAGACACUUCAAGCAAUGCCGCAUUCCCAAUCCUUGACCACUUUACGAGAGAUCGGCUUGGUCGAGAAAUGGAGGAAGUCCUCACAGUGACUGAAACAAGUCAGGGGCUGAGCUUCGAGUACGUAUGGGAGGCUGCCAAGCAUGAUCAUUUUGAUGAGCGCAGCCGGGGCCACCCAGACGAAGACUUGUCCUACUCCAGCAUCUUCUUUCCUGUUGAAGUGUUUGAGAGCUCCCUUUCAGAUCCCGGGCCUGGGAAACAAGAUGACAGUGGCCAGGAGGUGCCCCUUAGAGCCCCUGGAGUGGUUCCUGUGUUUGAUGCUCAUAACCUUUCUGUUGGAAGCGACUAUUACAUCCAAUUAGAAGAAAAAAGCAGAAGCAACUUGGAGCUUGAUUACCCACCCACGCUGCUCACCACGGAAAUGACUAACCCAGAAAAGGCAGGAGCCGAGGUGUCCCAGUUCACAGCCCUUAGGAACCCGAACUUUGAGGAAUCUAGUACAGAUGAGGAUUUCUUCCAAAGCAGUGCAGACCCUAAAGAUUCUAGCUUAGCUGAGGACUUACAUGUUGCCAGUGGCCCAGAGAGCCCUUUCAACAAUAUAUUUAAUAAUCUUGAGAAAGCUGAGGAUUUUCCCAGCCACCAAAAAAUAUUCACCUUAAUGGAACUAAAUGGAGUUCCAGCUGACUUGAAGCCAACCACUUUAGGUUCAAGUUUGGAGGACCACAGAGAGUCAGAAAUAACUUGCCACUCUGACAGAGAAAAGCCCCAUAAGCUUUUUGACCAUGAGCCUUUUUGCUUAUCAGAAAAGCUUUUGCAUCAAGAUCACUUAGAUCCAUUGAAUGUUCAAGAAUUGUCGGAAAACUUUUUAUUUCUUCAAGAGAAAAAUUUAAUAAAAGGCUCACUAUCUAGCAAACAGCUUAUAAAUGAUCUUCACACAGAAUUUAAGAAUGCUGGUUUUACUGAAGCCCUAUUGGAAACAGCACAUAGAAACUCUCUAGACAAUAAGCUUGAGUUUGCAGAAGAUACACCCAGCUCUCUUUUGCCACAGGAAAACACAAGCACCAGGAGUGAAGAUGCAGGUGUUACACUCACGGGUGCCAUUCAGAGCGCCUCAGUACCAUCUUCCCCAGGAAUACAGGUACCUCCUACCUCUCUCACAGCAGAAGAAAUGCCUCCUGGUGGCUCCUCAGACUCACUUCUGAGACCAGGAGAAAGCAAGCCCACGGGUUUGGAUGUCAGUGUCCCUGAGGACUGUGCCUCCCAGGACCCUCACCCAGACUCUGUGACUGCCCCCACGGAAAGCCCCUCCACCAAUGCCAAAACCCACAGCAUGGACAGCGGGCCCCCUGACAGGACUCGCCAAAGCGGGGAGGCCUUAAGACCAACCAAAAGGGACAGUGCCCUCUUGGAUGGUAUUCUUGCUGGUCAGGCUAAUACAGGGGAUAGUCUUCCAGAAUCCAGACAGGACUUAAGAAAUCGGCCCUUUACAGAAGACCAGCAUGGUGGCAGUUUGCAGGAGAACUUAGAAGCUGUGGAGACGUUAAAUCAACUCAAUUCUAAAGAUGCCAUCAAAGACAUGGGCUUGGCUUCUGCCCUUUCCUCAGAUUCCACCAGCCAGGACAGCCUCCUGGAAGACAGCUUGUCCACAGCCAUCCCGAACUCUGAGCAAUCUGUGGAGACCCCAGACUCUCUGGAUUCUGUGGAUGUCCAUGAGGCAUUACUGGAAUCCUUAGGCUCCCACAGCCCUCAGAAACUCUUGCCCCCUGAUAAGCCAGCAGACAGUGGCUACGAAACAGAGAACUUGGAGUCUCCCGAGUGGACUCUGCACCCUGCCACUGAAGGCACCUCAGAUUCAGGCUCAGCUGCUGCUGGAGACCCUGGGCAUAGCAGCUUGCCUCCCAACCCAGUCAUCGUUGUCUCAGAUGCAGGUGAUAGCCACAGAGUUGCAGAAGGUGCCUCACAGACCUUUGCCCCAGGCUCACAGAGCUCAUACAGAGACUCUGCAUAUUUCUCGGACAAUGACUCAGAGCCGGAUAAAAAGUCCGAGGAGGUCCCAGGGGCUUCCACCUUGACCUUGGUAGCAAAGGACCAGCCGCUGCCUGAGCCAGUCAUCCUAGAGCAAAGCCCUGGUGCCAAAGACAGCUGCCUGGAAGCCCAAAAAAGCCAGCUAGAUCAAAGUUGCCCACUUGUUCUGCAAAUUCCCAAUAACCUACAGUUAGGAGAAACAUUGGAGCCAGUGCAAGCUGAUGUUUCUCAGCAGAUUCAUCCUGUGGAAGAUGAGGCUAGCAGCCCCUUAAGUUUGCUGAUUGCGGAACUGAGCAGUGGUGAUGACCUCGAGGCACAGGAGGAGCACUCCUGCACCCUCACCUCCACAGGAACCAACACUAAUGAACUCCUUGCAUACACAAAUUCUUCUGUAGAUAAGUCCUUCUCUGGGCACUCCGAGGGGCCUAAGCUGAAGGAGCCAGACAUCGAAGGGAAAUACCUGGGCAAGCUCGGGGUGUCUGGGAUGCUCGACCUCUCUGAGGAUGGGAUGGAUGCCGAUGAGGAGGAUGAAAACAGCGAUGACUCCGACGAGGACCUGAGGGCUUUCAACCUACACAGUCUCAGCUCUGAGUCGGAAGAUGAUACUGAGCACCCGGUGCCGGUGAUCCUCAGCAACGACGAGGACAGCCGGCACUUGCGGAGCCUGCUGAAGCCGGUGGCAGCAGCUGUAGCUGUGGAUCAGCUGCCAGAGGACUGGAAGAAGGAAAAGAAGGCAGUCACUUUUUUCGACGAUGUCACAGUCUACCUGUUUGACCAGGAGACCCCAACCAAAGAGCUGGGGCACUGUGGAGGAGAAGCACACCGCUCCGAGCCCAGCAGCCCAGCACCAGCGUCAGGCUCACUCUACCUGAGCAAGUGCAUAAACUCUGAGAGCUCCACAGAUGAAGAAGGUGGAGGCUUUGAAUGGGAUGAUGACUUCUCCCCAGAUCCUUUCAUGUCGAAGACAACUAGCAACCUUCUGGGUUCCAAGCCUUCCCCUCAGCCAUCCAAGUACUUCUCCCCGCCCCCGCCAGCCAGGAGCACAGAGCAGAGCUGGCCACAUGUGUCACCCUGCUCCAGGUUCUCCAUCUCUCCUGCCAACAUCGCCAGCUUCUCUCUUACACACCUCACUGACUCGGACAUCGAGCAAGGAGGCAGCAGUGAAGAUGGAGAAAAGGACUAGGUGGCCACAAACAGUCUCCAGGCCCAAGUGGUGUUCCCACCCAUCAGCCCAAGCAGCAACAGCAGCUGAGCGAGACUGGAGGACUCUGCAGGACUCUGAAGGAGGUGAGGGUGUGUGGUCUCCCACAGCUGCACCGCCCAUUGUCCACAGCUGCACACCCUCUGUCCUCACACUUGAAGUAAAGUGCUCACACGCUGGUCGCUCUGCAUCCAUAUGGGGAACUGUGUGUGCCCGUGUGUGUCUGUUUUCUGUGCUGCUGUCCUUUGUGUCCACACCUGUGCUUCCAGGUCUGGGCACAGGUGCCACGGAGGAUGCACCAGGGUAAUGGUCAUGAGUGAGCCAUAUUUAUUGUUUUAAAAGAAAUCACUAACUGCUCUCUGUAAUUGCACUGUGGUUAAGUGUUCUAAGAGUCCCCAGUAUUGUACAGAAUCGUAAAUUAUUCAAUGAAAAUACAGAAGGUCAAGCUGGUGCUAACCACUAGUUUGAUUGUUUGUUUGUUUGUUUGUUUUUUCCAGUUUGAUAGUUUGCCCUGCAUGGUACUUGUAAAGCUUAAAUAUUUUGAGUGAUAAUGCUGUCUUAAGAAUUGUUGGAGCUGUAUAUGUGGUACCCUUUCAUACAUGAUACAGAUUCUGAAUGUUAGUGUUUUAUGUUCUUAUAGGAAAUAUUUUUGAUGAGUCCAAAAAUACUGCUCUGUUACUUAAAAUGAUUAAAUCAAACACACUUUGUCUCUUCCCUAGAAGGUGGUUUUCCUGUGGCAGAUGCAACUUUUCUGGGCUGACAAAGGGUCUUGCAGCCUCCCCAUGAGGUUCCCCCACUGCCUUGAUGUUUUAAACCCUUUUGGUAAAGGUGACAGGUGCACCCCACACUCAGCUCUGGCUGCAGUCUAGGACCACAGUGUGGUGUGGCAGGAUCAUGCGAGGCCAGGCCAUGUGAGUCCUGCUGAGUCCUUCCUUUGAAAAGGGGAGGACCUCCGAGGUAUGCAUUUCCCUAUGAGGAGCUCUGGCUACCAAGGGUGAUUUGUCUACUGCAGGUAGUGUUGAUUUGAGCUCUUAAAACAUUUCCAGAGCUGGACUUUCAGCUCAGAGCCACUCCAAGUCUGGCCAGAGGUGGCGAGUCUCUGCAACCCAAGACAGUGCAUUCUGCAGCCGUGCAGAAGGGACAAAGGACCACAACAGAACCCCAGCAUCUGGCACAUCCUCCUGAUUGGUUUCACAGUCUCAACAGCCCCAGAGCCCGGCUGCCUAGCCCUUCCCUGUGCUAUAGGAACCAAGUCCUCCUCUUGACUUGAAAGGAACUGAGUGUCUUCAGUGCGACUUCGUCAGAAUCCAUUUUCCCUCACCCAAAGAUGACCUCAUUGUCCCAGCCUGGAGUUCUGCUUGGACAUCAGGAAGUCUUCCAGGGCUGUGCUGUGUGGCAGCACGUUCCUUCUGGACAGUACCCCAUACCAGCCCUUCACCCCAGCUGUUUCCCGGUACUGAUCCACUUCCCAGACUCCAGUGUGACAUUAGGAUGACUCCAAGCCCUUGUCAGCAGGAGGGCUUGGGUCCCCAGUACAGACUGCAAAGGUAGACAUUGGCUAGAGUUUACAUAGUAAAUUGUGAAUUGUGACCUUUCUUACCGGUUCUAAGUCACUCCAUGAAUUAUUUUAUACUAAGCAAUAAUUUUCCAAAGCAAGAAAAUUCUGAGUGGAGUUGCUCUCAUCCCCCACUUGAUGUGAACAGAGUGCAUGCCAGGACUCUUCAGGGAGCUCUGGCUCUUGUGACACCUGUAUUAAAAACAGGGCAUUUGAAGGGGAUUUUGCCAAAACUGUCAUAACUCUGAAUUUCUUACCAUGGAGACUUCCUGAGUUUUCUGAAUUUUUUACCUCUACCUACUAGGCUUAGUUGAUUGAGAGAGAAAUGAGAUUGAGAGAGAAAUUUAAAUGAUUAUUUAAAUUAUAGGUCAAAGGAGUUCAGAUUUAAUGACUAAAAUCAAGCAGAUUCAUAGAAUAUAUGGCCUUCUUAUACAGUAAGCCCAGGAUGUUUAUUGAUAUUUCAGGGCUAUACAUUUUCACUACAUUAAGAUUUUAACAAUGUAAGUCCCAUUUUUAAUUUUUAUAUCACUCAUAAUUUAUUGCCAAAAAAGCAUUUUGUACAUGGGCGGGGUGGGUCAUACUGUGGUAUUGCAUGGAACGGGAGACUAUUUCUCAUCAACAUGUGAGUCAACAUGUUCUUUUGGAAUCUCAAGCAAUAUAAAAAUUUAAAUGGAUUAAAACUUCAGCCCAUUUUUGAAAUGUCAGCACGUGCUUUGUUGUGUAAUUGUUUUUUGUUUUUUUUACAGAUAAAUCUUAUCAGUGGUAGGUUUUCAAACAUAUUUGUUCUAAUAAGUUAUGCAGUGAAGUAAAUCAGUGGCAUUCUCUAGAUGAUGUGGGAAGGUUGCUCAUACCUAGUUGGCAGAGUGUGUGAAUUUUAGAUCCUACAGUACCAGUAAUCUACCCUUCACUUCCCUCCUAGCUGAUCCUGAUUUGUGUUAUUAGCCGAACCUGUCAUAAGACAGAAA
Fukomys damarensis (Damara mole-rat) is the source of this 7347-nucleotide messenger RNA. It is a transcript of the gene Lmtk2, whose product is annotated as lemur tyrosine kinase 2. Bases 313 to 4809 code for a protein of 1498 amino acids. Gene Ontology annotation, molecular function: protein kinase activity; ATP binding. The record is from RefSeq and is a predicted model, not a curated record. Lineage: Eukaryota; Metazoa; Chordata; Mammalia; Rodentia; Bathyergidae. The transcript is spliced from 14 exons. Gene Ontology annotation, biological process: protein phosphorylation.